AGGAAGCAGCUCAGGGUCCGGCAGUGAUUGGUGAGUUGCUGGGGCACUCCUCAGCAAGAUGGCUGCAUUGCUGCGCGCAAUAGUGGCAUCCUGGUGAAAUGACGCAAGCCACAGUUUACGCUCAGUCCUCCAGGCUCUGAGCUCUCCUGUCUCCAUAGCGCAGAUCCCGCCCGACGCAGCCGGAAGACCGACCGGCUAAACCUCCAGUGGACCGAGCUGCACCGGUUCAUCUGAGUGUGAGUGCGAUGAGGAGAGGCUUCAGAGUGUGAGGCCAUGGGCUGCACCUCGGCCAAGCAGGUGUCGGCCGUGCCCAACGAUGAGGAGGGACGCGGCAAGGCCUACAGCAAUGGAGACCUCUUCACCGAUGAAUACAAGAUGAAGGGAGUGGAGGAGGUGAAGUACAUGAGAGGGGAUGAAAACCGGGUGAAUGCCCGCAACCAGGAGAACCUGGAGAAAAGUAAUGUGCAGUACAGGGGCAAACAGCAGAAGGAGGUUGCUGGGGCAAACAUUAAGUCCAAUAUUCACACGUCAGAGAGCCAGCAGGAAUUUUUCAGGAUGCUGGAUGAGAAGAUUGAGAAGGGACGAGACUACUGUUCGGAGGAGGAGGAGGAGGAAGAUGGGACAUAGCACAGAGGCCCCCAGAAUUCAUCCUCGCUGAGAGCCUCAUAAAGUGUGUGUGUGUGUGCGUGUGUGUGUGCAUACGUAUGUGCUUAUGUGUGACUGAGAGACAGAGUUGAAUCAAUGUUUGACCAAUGGGGCGGUGAUGUAACAGGACACUGUAUGUGUUGGUAUGAACAUGUGUGUGAUUUUAUGAACAUAUGGCAAAGAUAGUAUUUUAAAAAAAAGUGAAUGAAAGGUAUAAAUGGGAGAAAGCGAGGGAGAGAGAAUGGGAUAAAGAACACUUUCUUCAGAGACUAUAGCCCUCCUCUCUUAACGCCUCAGCCCUUCAGGCCCCCUGAGCGCACAGAUGGAGGUGGUGGAGCGUUGAAGGGACAGACAGAUAAAAGGAGGGAGGAGAUGGAGGAGAACGUGACGACAGAUGGGCACACAUCGUUAUGAACGGAGGGAAGGACUUGCCACAGUCUGGUCAGACAGUCAUUUCCUCGAGCGGGACGGCAGCUCCUCAUCCCUCCAUUUCUGUCCGUCUGUCCCUCUGUUGUCUAAUCCUGAGUAAAGAACCCCUGCUAUUGGAAAAAUGGAACUCCCAAAUAUGGAGGAGGCCCAGUGAGGACAAAUGUUGUCCUGGUGGGUGUGUGUGUGUGGAGGACUGAGAGACACGCACGUGGACAAGAAAGGAAGCCUUGGGAGGAAAAGAUGGUGAAGGCAAAGGAGUUACGUAACACCACCAGGAUCUGCACUGAACUUUCCGACCUGCCUACCUACAGCCAGGCCGGCCUGGGCCACGAGGGACUGAGAGAAUGGGCAGAGGGCGGGUGAGGGAAGGUGGAGAAGAAAGGGGAAAUUUUGUGAUAUUUUAAUAAGAGAGAGUAGGGAGCGAGCUGGUGAUUUAGAAACUCUAAACUCCUCCUGCCUUCUAAAGUCAAGGACCUUGUUUUUUAUUUUUUAUUCUGUUCCGCAGCCACUCGUUCACUUAUUUUUUUUCCUCCCUUUUUCUGAUGUUCCUUCUUCAGUUUGUUUAACUCUUGGCUUCCUUCGUAGUGUAUCAUCAUCAUCAUCAUCAACAAUGUCAUUAUCAUCAUCCUCAUCACCACAGCAGGCAGACUGAAGCUGCGUAAUUCAGAGCAUCUGUGUCUCAACCCAAUCCGUCCUCCGACAUAUACCAUAACACAGCUGAUCCUAGCGGACGCACGCACAUAUAUGGAGGAAUUUAUUGUACAUUUGGCAACACACUCUCAUUUCAAAACAUCUCUGCUUGUACAUAGAAACCACACAGACAAACACUCAUCAUCGUAUCCCCCUUUCAUUUCACCAGCAGACUUUCAUGUGCAUCACUCAGAGGUAUUAUGCCAAGCUCUGUAUUUCUGUUUUGUUUCAGUGUUCAUAUACACACACACAUUAACACACAUCCAUACACACUCGGGCACUGAAGCAGCAAAACAGGGCUUAGCUCAAGGGGAGGAUGUGUGGUUGCUGUGGAGACACAGAUCUGAUCACAUUUUUUUUGUUUGACAUCUUUACUCGAUACUUCCUGUUGUAUUAUUUGGAAUACUUUUUUUCUAUUAAAAAUAAAAACGCAGAAGC
This is a messenger RNA of Scomber japonicus (chub mackerel), 2202 nucleotides long. RefSeq lists its product as uncharacterized. The record is from RefSeq and is a predicted model, not a curated record. Bases 274 to 627 code for a protein of 117 amino acids. NCBI's taxonomy places the organism in Eukaryota, Metazoa, Chordata, Actinopteri, Scombriformes, Scombridae. The transcript is spliced from 6 exons.